UUUCGAACAUCACAGUCACAUAUAUCUCGACAUGAUUGCUUUAUGAGUGCAAAAUUCAUAUAAACUUUAUUUAUUGCAAUAUGAAAAAUUAUUAGUCAACCGUCUAAGUAAGCCAUAAUGAAUGAGGACAUAGAAUUUGAUGAAUAUUGCGACCCUUAUAAUCCAAGGAAAAUAAAAUAUGACGAUAUAUUGGCAGCAUCGAGACGCAUUGCGGGCGCCGUCAUUCGAACACCCUGCACGAAAGCCCACAUGGCAGAACGAUUGGGUAUGGAUUUAUAUUUGAAACAAGAAUUCAUGCAGUACACAGGAAGCUUCAAAGAGCGCGGAGUUCGCAACACACUUUUACUAUUAUCUGAUGAGCAAAAAAAAUUUGGCGUAAUAACUGCUACGACCGGCAACCACGGGAUAGCUAUGAGCUACCACGCUUCGCAACUUGGAAUACCUUGCGUCAUCGUCGCGCCAGUAUAUGCACCCCUCAAUAAAGUUACUAAGUGCGAACAGAUGGGAGCAAAACUCAUACUAUAUGGCACCAAUAUAUGGGAAUCAAAAUUGCACGCUAUGUCUAUCAAGAAAGAGAAAAGGAUGACAUAUAUUAACGGUUAUGAUCAUCCAAAUGUAAUCGAAGGGCAUGGGUCUAUUGGAAUAGAAAUAAUAGAGCAAGUGCCAGCUGUUGAUGCAAUAGUGGUACCCUGCGGUGGAGGAAGCUUAUUAUGCGGUAUCGCUAUUUCCGCCAAGCAUUUAAAACCUGACACUGAAAUUUACGGUGUAGAGACAGAUAAAACUUGCAGUAUGGUGGAAUCAUUACGAAAAAAUGAACGAAUCAAAAUGGAUAUGCCAUCGACUAUAGCUGAUGGAAUAGCGGUGCCCAUGGUUGGGGUCAAUACUUUUUAUAAUAUCAAAGGGCUUGUAGACAAAAUGAUUGUAGUAAAAGAGGAUUGGGUGGCUAGAGCUAUAAUGCAUCUCGUUGAAGAAGAGAGGUUCGUAGUAGAAGGUGCAGGGUCAGUCACAAUUGCCGCUGUUAUGGCUGGUCUUUUUCCUAAUCUUAAGGGAAAAAAAGUAGUUUGCGUAAUCUCUGGAGGAAACAUCGACACUACGAUCCUUGCUCGUGCACUCGAACGUGGGAUGGCGGCAGAAGGCCGAUUAGUGAAGUUCAAAGUGACUGUGAACGAUAGGCCUGGUGGUAUGGCUGACAUGUGCGCCUUGCUUGCCGGAAUUGGAGUCACAUUACGAGACCUGGUACCUGAGAGAGCUUGGGUCAAAGGCGAUGUUUUCAGUGUGGAGCUGAAGGUAAUAGUAGAAACGAGAGGUUGGGAACACACAAAGGAAUUAAUCGAUCAAAUAAAGAAACACUACAAGGAAUAUUACUUUCAAGAUAUGAACGAACACCCGGAGAAGACUGUUGGAAAUCGACGUGGACCCUGCUUAGCCCCCAAUCCUGUUUGCAUGCAAAAAUAAACUAUUAUUUCUAACUACGUCAAUAUAAACUUGAGCCUCUUGUUUGUAAUUUUUUUAUAAUACACAUGUUUUUCAUGUUGCUUUUAUGU
Molecule: messenger RNA, 1544 nt
Organism: Achroia grisella
Lineage: Eukaryota; Metazoa; Arthropoda; Insecta; Lepidoptera; Pyralidae
Product: L-threonine ammonia-lyase-like
Exons: 9
Coding region: 118-1455 (445 amino acids)
Biological process (GO): L-threonine catabolic process; L-serine catabolic process
Molecular function (GO): L-serine ammonia-lyase activity; threonine deaminase activity
Source: RefSeq, a predicted model, not a curated record